This is a messenger RNA of Anoplophora glabripennis (Asian longhorned beetle), 1838 nucleotides long. RefSeq names its product BRCA1-associated protein. Gene Ontology annotation, molecular function: zinc ion binding; nucleic acid binding; ubiquitin protein ligase activity. NCBI's taxonomy places the organism in Eukaryota, Metazoa, Arthropoda, Insecta, Coleoptera, Cerambycidae. Gene Ontology annotation, cellular component: cytoplasm. Gene Ontology annotation, biological process: Ras protein signal transduction; protein ubiquitination. The coding region runs from base 94 to 1728 and encodes 544 amino acids. The transcript has 10 exons. The record is from RefSeq and is a predicted model, not a curated record.
UACUAGAAGUUCAAGAGUUCAAGUUCAAAAACAUGGCGUUUUAUUUAUAAAUUUGACGUUUACAUUACGGAUAAAAUCAUAAACGGAUUAACUAUGUCAGAUCUAGUUUCGAAAUGUGUUUUGCGUGUGGAAGUAAAUGAAACAUCCCAAGAUGCUGAAGAUUCUAGAGGAGCGGAAGCUUUAUCAAAUUCUGAAACCAAACCGAAUCAGAAGGGAAGAGGACAGAGAAAAAUUCGUGAUAUUAGCGUGGAGACGUUCCCAAGCCGUUUAGAAAGCCCUAGAGAUGACUGGGGACUUCUACCACUGUGUUCUCGUGAGACAACCCCUUCUGGCGAUAAGAACAAAGAGCCAGUUGAAGAAAAAGGUGAAAUUGGCUUUUUUAGUGGGAACCCAUUCGUAGAAGUUACCAAAGGCAUUCUCCAUUUGUAUAAAGAGGAUGUUUUGAGCAGCAGGAAAGAAGCAUUAACAUUGUGCUUACUCGGAGUUCCAACGUCGAUGACUUGCCAUGAUUUGUUGGCGUUUACAGCACCCUGUCAUGCUGAUAUAUCUCACAUUAGAGUAUUGAGGGAUUCUUCACCUAAUCAGUAUAUGGCCUUAUUAACUUUUCGAAAUCAUGAUGCAGCAAUGGAGUUUUAUUUAACGUUUAACGGGGCUCCGUUUAGUAGUCUCGAUCCAGACAGUAUUUGCAGAAUAGUUUGGGUUUCGAAGGUAGAAUGGGCUCAUGACGGUUUACCGCCACCGGGCCACACCGAAUUGCCUAUAUGCCCAGUUUGUCUCGAACGUAUGGAUGAAUCCGUCGAUGGUGUCUUAACAAUAUUAUGCAACCACGCAUUCCAUGCCAGCUGUCUUGAGCAGUGGGGCGAUUCGACGUGUCCAGUAUGUCGAUGCGUUCAAAGUCCCGAACAAGCAGAAACGUCGGAAUGCGAGCAAUGUGGUACUUCUGCACCUUCUCCCGACGCACUGUGGAUAUGCCUUAUCUGUGGCCACGUUGGGUGCGGAAGAUAUCAAGGAGGUCACGCCGCUUCUCAUUAUCGAGAAUCGGGACAUUGCUAUGCUCUGCAGUUAGGAUCGCAUAGGGUUUGGGAUUAUAAAGGUGAUAAUUUUGUCCAUAGACUUCUACAGAACAAAGCAGAUGGUAAGUUGGUGCCAUCUGAGGGUCCGCCAUCCGAAUCAGAGGGCGCCCAAGAAAAAGUUGAUUCCGUACAGCUAGAAUUCACAUACCUGCUAACUUCACAGUUAGAAGAACAACGGAUGUACUUCGAGGAUAAAUUAGCACUAUUAGAAAGUCAGUUAUCUGACGAGACUAAACAUCUUAGGGAAGACGUUGCUGCUAUAUCAGAAGAAAAUAAAGUUCUACGAAAAAAAUUGUCCGCUGUCAGCAAGGAAAAACAGGCCGUCGAGCGAAAGUUGCAACAACAAGGUUCAAAAUUAGCGGCUACUUUAAACGACUUAAAUGAAGAAAGGCAGUUAGGCAAAGCUCUUAGAAAUAAUCAGCAACAGUGGCAAGCCAAAAUAACGAACUUGGAAGAAAAAUUUAACGAACUGAAACGGAACAAGGAAAAAGAAGUUUCUGAAUUGAAGGAACAAGUUAGAGAUCUUAUGUUCUUUAUAGAUGCACAGAGGGUUAUUGAAAAAUCUGACGAUAAAGAAGAUAUAGCAGGGGGAACUGUUACUAUAGGAGAACAGCCAAAAACAUCAAGCAAAAGGAAAAGUAAAAAGAAACGUUAAAUCUGAUUCAUCUAUAACUUAAGAUUGUAACUUUAAUAGUAAGAUAAGGCGUAUCUGUUUAUUUUUGUGAGGAAUACAUUAUAUUAUAAAUAAAAUAAUUUUACUUUUUA